AUGGCUAGACAGAAUUUUGUGGGAUUAGUUGUAUCCCAAGGUCGAAUGAACAAGACCGUAAAAGUCAGAGUUCAAGGCAAAGUGUACGAUAGGAGAAUAGACAAGGAAGUUAUUCGAAGAAAAGAUUUCUUGGUUCAUGAUGAAGGAAACAUUAGCAAAGAAGGUGACAUCGUUCGAAUUGAAGCCAUCCCUAAAAUGUCCAAGCGAAAAGCAUUUGCCAUAGCUGAAAUCAAAGUCAACAAGGGUCAACAGUUUGCUCAGUAUGAAGACUUGGCCAAACAAAGAAUCAAGCAAGAAGAUGAAUUGGAAGCACAAAAGUUUGUUGCAAAUAAGAAACAAUUCAAGAACAUAAUCACUCAGCUUGAAGAUUUAAGGAAAUUAGAUCAACUAAGCCACCAAAUCACCAGUGAAGAAGAAGCAAGUGAAUCCAACCAUCAAAAUUUAAUCAAUGAAGUGAACUCAAUCAAGGCCAAAUACAACAUCAAAUCGUGGCCGUCAACAGAACCAAUAAUAGACCUAGAGUUGAAUACCCCUGCGUAUUCGUCAGAGACCGAAAAGAGGGUGUAUCAUAUCAAUGACAUUUUAGACACGGUCAUGAAUGAUUCGAAAUAUACGGAAUUGAAGUUGAAAAUAUUGAAUGAUAAAUUCAAGAAUAGACCCAUUGAUGAAAUACAAAAGAGCGUUCAGAAGAAUGUUUUGAGAAAGUAUUUCAUAAAUGAAAAGAACGAAUUGCCAUUUGCGAUAUAA
Lodderomyces margitis is the source of this 747-nucleotide messenger RNA. RefSeq names its product mitochondrial 37S ribosomal protein uS17m. Gene Ontology annotation, molecular function: structural constituent of ribosome. The record is from RefSeq and is a predicted model, not a curated record. NCBI's taxonomy places the organism in Eukaryota, Fungi, Ascomycota, Pichiomycetes, Serinales, Debaryomycetaceae. The transcript has a single exon. Bases 1 to 747 code for a protein of 248 amino acids. Gene Ontology annotation, biological process: translation. Gene Ontology annotation, cellular component: mitochondrion; ribosome.